Messenger RNA from Penicillium olsonii, 441 nucleotides. NCBI's taxonomy places the organism in Eukaryota, Fungi, Ascomycota, Eurotiomycetes, Eurotiales, Aspergillaceae. The record is from the annotation of a GenBank genome assembly.
AUGUCCUACCAAAUCGCCUACGACACAGCCCGCGCACCUCCCCGCGGCGCUGCCCUCGUCGCAUUCAUGGAAGACUUCUACCGCACCAGCGAUACAGAAUCACAGCACGAGAAAUACGUCCAGAGCUUCGUCGAGGACGCGACGCUCAUCAUGGGACCAAAGGAAGCGAAGGGCACAGCUGGAAUUCUCAACCUUCGCCAUGGGCUCUGGACGCACGUUGCAUCGCGCCGACACACGCCUACGCGGAUUUUCUUCAGCGGUGACGAUGAGAUCAUGUUGUAUGGUGGUGUGAACUAUAGACUCAAGGCUAACCCCGAUGAGGAUGUCUAUGUGCCUUGGGCUGGGCGUGUUGUCUUUGCGCCCCACAAGGAGGGCGAAGAUAUCAAGAUGCAGUUCUACCAAGUGUACUUGGAUACUGCGGCUCAGUCGGGAAAGAAAUAG